Messenger RNA from Portunus trituberculatus (swimming crab), 925 nucleotides. RefSeq names its product UDP-glucosyltransferase 2-like. NCBI's taxonomy places the organism in Eukaryota, Metazoa, Arthropoda, Malacostraca, Decapoda, Portunidae. The transcript is spliced from 3 exons. Bases 199 to 621 code for a protein of 140 amino acids. Gene Ontology annotation, molecular function: UDP-glycosyltransferase activity. The record is from RefSeq and is a predicted model, not a curated record.
UCCAUGGUGGGCCACCUAUCACCAGGGGAGGGACGCGGGAUGUAGGAGUGUCACAAUGAGAUAACGAUCCUCACAUCAAGUAACCAAACCUCUUCUCUCCUUCUCUAUGUAGGCCACCCGCAGCUUCGCCUCUUCAUAACACAUGGAGGUCUAUUCAGUACUCAGGAGGCAACGUACCACGGGGUGCCAAUUCUGGGCAUGCCAGUCGCCAUUGAUCAACACUACAACAUGCGAAAGGUGCAGAAAGAAGGCUGGGGACACGUCUUGUAUUGGGAGGACCUCACCCAUGACAACUUGCGCGAUCACAUCUUGCAGCUCAUUAGUGACAAAAGAAUACUGGAGGAGGUACAGCAGCGGUCCAGGUUGAUGCGAGACCAGCCAAUGUCACCAAAAGACUGGGCCUCGUACUGGGUGGAAUAUGUCCUCAAACACCAAGGAGCAAGCCACCUUCGUUCUCCAGCUGGUCACAUGCCUUGGUACCAGCUGUACAAUGCGGACGUGUGGGCGGUGCUGGUUGUGACGACGACGGUGACUACAAUCCUGACGUCCUGGCUGUCCUUCAGGAUCCUUCGAGCUCUGCUUCGUUGCUGCUGCGCAUCAAGGAAGACGAAGAAGGAGUGAACCCACGCCUGCUUGGUGCCCUAUAAAGAAUUAUGCCAAACUAAAAAGUACAAGAAGAAAAUUGUUUUAUAUGACGAGAAAGAGAGAGAGAGAGAGAGAGAGAGAGAGAGAGAGAGAGAGAGAGAGAGAGAGAGAGAGAGAGAGAGAGAGAGAGAGAUGCUAGCAAGGGUUAGAUAAUUCUUUGUCGUAGAAAGAAAACAAAAAAAGACUCUCUGAACUUCCCACUAAUGCUGCUAGUGUGUCUUAAUGCUCAUUAUCUAUUAUCCUUUUGUAAAGAAAAAAUAUAUAAAAACUACUUUUAUGC